Molecule: messenger RNA, 871 nt
Organism: Fundulus heteroclitus (mummichog)
Lineage: Eukaryota; Metazoa; Chordata; Actinopteri; Cyprinodontiformes; Fundulidae
Product: proteinase-activated receptor 2-like
Exons: 3
Coding region: 1-795 (264 amino acids)
Biological process (GO): phospholipase C-activating G protein-coupled receptor signaling pathway; positive regulation of Rho protein signal transduction
Cellular component (GO): membrane
Molecular function (GO): G protein-coupled receptor activity
Source: RefSeq, a predicted model, not a curated record
AUGGCUGAUAAAGAAGCAAUGGUGUUGUCACUAGAGUCCAGAUUACUUUUUUCUCUGUUGUCUUUGUUGCAGGUGAAAAAGGAUCAGGGUGUCCCAGUCUACGUCAUCAACCUUCUCUUUUCUGAUCUCAUUCAGUUCUGCGGAAGAAUUGCAUUUAAUUUAGAUUGGUAUGAUAUCGGCCGUGGUUUCACAUAUUUUGGUUUGACGGCCAGUGUUGGAUUCAUGGUCUGUAUCUCCUUGGAAAGGUAUUUGGUCAUCGCCAAGCCACUGUGGUACAGAUUCAGGAGAAACAUCAAGACAUCUCUGAUGGUCUGCAUUGUGGUCUGGACUCUUUGCUUUCCAGUUCUGCUAUCUUUUAAUUUGGCUAUUGAUCGUAUUACUGUUAAUACAAUUACUUUCAUUGUCAUACCAUGUUUUCUCCUUCUGCCCUUUCCCUUCUUCGUCUUCUUCUUGGUUGGGACUAUUAAAGCUCUGUCUGGAGCCCUCAGUGUCCCAGAAGAAGAAAAAAGACGAAUUGUAGCCAUUCAGGUUGUGGUGCUGCUAAUUUACACUCUCCUUUUCCUGCCCAUCAUUAUUGAGCUCCUGUCAAAGAAAAUCGAAUUAAUUCCGUAUCUUCUGUUCAUAUUUUGUCUUUUUCUCAGUCCCCUUGCAGACACAACUCUGUAUUUGUUAACUCGGAAAAGCAUCCUGGAUACAUUUUUGGCCUUACUCUGUUCUUGUAAAGUAUCACACAAUCAGGAGAUGAGCAGCAAGGAUACUGAAAGACCAACUGCUCCAAAUACCAAGACUGUUUAGGGUUUAAUAUCUGGAGCCUCCACAACAAUCUACUGUUUAUGCUUUUUGGGUUGAUUAGCCAAUGUUAUAGCCAAUA